Molecule: messenger RNA, 1832 nt
Organism: Manihot esculenta (cassava)
Lineage: Eukaryota; Viridiplantae; Streptophyta; Magnoliopsida; Malpighiales; Euphorbiaceae
Product: transcription factor HBI1
Exons: 7
Coding region: 376-1446 (356 amino acids)
Biological process (GO): regulation of DNA-templated transcription
Cellular component (GO): nucleus
Molecular function (GO): protein dimerization activity; DNA-binding transcription factor activity
Source: RefSeq, a predicted model, not a curated record
GAACAAAAAAAAAAAACUGAAUCGGCCUGGUGGAAUUCUGUUUCUCCCUUUUUGUUGGGUUACUUCUUACCUGGAAUGGAGCAGCAACAUCAUCAUAUUAUACCUAAAUGAAGAUUGGUUAUUUUUCUACCAUGCUAAAAACGAUCGAAGGAUUUCUUCCCAUGGAGAAGUGCUCAAAAGCAACAGAUAUCCGGAGCAAGGCUUGGAUUUGGAUAUGAAAGGCCGAAACUCUUAAAAACCCCGUUGAAGGCUCUCCAUUUUUCUGUUCAGUGAACAUUCUCACAUGGCGAUUAUGUUUCUGGGGACCAUUGCCCAUUGCUUCUCUGUUUAUGGACCAUUUGGUAGCAUCACCUACCUUCUGCACGCGCCUUUUGCAUGGAUAUGUCUACUGUGCUUGAGAAACAGCAAGCAAGGCUCAAAUGGCUGCAGCACAGCUGUAUGAUGACGAACCCAAACGACUAUUCUCUGCAAUCUGAUUCUAUGCCUCACUUACAUGGUUUCUUUGAUAAUGGAGAUAACGUUCAUUUGGAAAGACAGCCUGAAACGUUUCUGGGUAGUAGUGAUUUUUCAAUAGGUGGCUCAGGGCUUGUUGCUAAUGAUAAGAUGGGUCUUGUGCGAACAGAUGUGGCAGCGCAUUCUACUGAGAUUUAUUACUGUCUCUCAAGGACUUCUAGUUGCCAAGUUGGUAUUGAACUUGGAGAGGCAGCAAGGAUGGAGGAAGAUGUAGCCUUGAUGGAGGGGACGCAAUCUGACAAUCAAAGAGAUAGUUCAAAUAAGAGAAAAGCAGAGUAUUUUGCAGCAGAAGAAUUUAAAGGACAAGUGGAAGUGCAGUCCAAAGUGAAGGAGAAAACCAGUACAGAAAUUUCAGCAGAUUCUUGUAAGAAAAACCACAAGACUUCAGAAGUUCGAAAGCCAGAUUACAUUCAUGUACGGGCGCGUCGUGGCCAGGCAACCGACAGUCACAGCUUAGCAGAAAGAGCCAGGAGGGAAAAAAUAAGUAAGAAAAUGAAAUGUUUGCAAGAACUGGUUCCCGGGUGCAACAAAAUUACAGGCAGGGCUGGGUUGCUUGAUGAAAUCAUCAAUUAUAUUCAAUCUCUUCAAAGACAAGUUGAGUUCUUAUCAAUGAAACUUGCAGCUUUUGCUCCAAGGCAAGAACUGAAUGCUGACAACUUCUCUGGAAAAGAGUACCUCGCAAGUUUUCCGACAGCCACAAUAUCACCAGGAGUUAUCAAUAUGUCACAGCCUGAACAUAAUUUAGUACAAGAAGAAGCAGGAGCAAAUAAUCCUACAGAAGCUGCGCCUGAAAGAACUGCAAGCUCCUCAGGAUUCAUCCAUGAACUAUGCCUCGACUCAUCUUGCUUCUCUGUAAUUUCUCCUGCACCCACCGGACUCUGCCAUUUUACUGCUCUUUUUUUCUUUUUUCAAAUUUCGUUUACUUCUUUUUGAGCUUUAUAUCUCGCUAUUGAUUCUAAAAGUUGUCAAAAUUGCAUUGCAGCAAGUUCAACCUUUCUGGAAACCCGACUCCCAAGACCUGCAUAAUAUGGGAUUUCACAAAGGUUGAUCAACUGCUUUUCUUCUCCAGCAUUUUACAGCUACCCUGUCAUUGAUUAUAUAUAUAUGGAGAAAAUACAUAUUUACUUCGGAUAUGUUAAAUCAAAGUGAAAAAUCGAUAAAAUUAAAAGAUAAUUUUUGUAUUUUUUCUUAUAUAUAAUUCAGAUAUCUCAUCAUGUUUAGGAGUGAAAUGUAUUUAGAACUCAACUAGCUAAAAGAGCUCAAGGCUCGAAAUUCAUUUCCAAUUCCCAGCUCAAUCAAGCUGUAUUUUUUUCUACAAA